AUGAGACGAUCUCGAAUCGCUAUUCUGCUGUUGACCGUGGUCGCUCUCAGUUGCACCGCAGUUCACGCCGAAAGUCGCGCGGUGUCUCACGCCGUAAAUGACGCUGGAAGCGGCAGUAAGGAGGCGUCCGUUUUUGAAAGAUCAUCCAGAGCAGCGUUGUCGGACGUACCGGACAGUGCGGCGGGAACUUUCGACGAAGCGCUCGGGUUGAAUAUUCCGGAAGGGCGCGCUUUUAUUGCCACGCUCGUCGUCGUCGCGCGAUCAAAUGCGACGGGUGGCGACGCUUCUGCUCCUGCGGGAGCUGCCCUUGGCAAUUCGUCGUUGUCUCCGGCCACAUUCAUCUACGACGUUGCGUACGUUCCAACAAACAACACCGCCAAAAGUACAGUUCCCGCCCCUCCUCCACCUUGCCCACCCUCCCCUUCGCAAGUUCCCCCCUCGCCCCUUCCCCCUGGUAAUCCUUUCCCCACAAUCUCCCCCUCCCCCGAGAAAUCCCAACCCUGCAAUCCGCAAACUCCCCCCUCCUCCCCCGGAAAUUCCUCCCCUCCCCCUUCCCCCUCCCCAACUCCCCCCACUAACAACUCCCAAACCCCCGGGCCAGCAGGUGCCAGAGGUUCGGCAGCCGCCUCGGCAGCAGGUUCGGCAGCAGGCUCGCCGCAGGGCAUCGACUAUGUGUUUCCAUCUUCCACCCCCUCCUGCUCCUCCGGCCCCUACGUGUCGAUGCUCUUCAUCCCUCUCAAGCCCUCAUGCCCCAGUCCCCCCAAUACAAGACAACUCACUGUAAUCACGUAUAAAAACAUUCGCUAUCUUCGCCUGCGGUUUGGGGUGCCCGGAAAAGGCUGUCAGCGCCUUUACAAGUUUCAACUGCCCCACUUUUUGGGGCGGCUAGUGAAAGGACCGGUGACAAUGCGGGUGUGUGCUCAGGGCACGCCAAAAAAGAACUCGUGUGGUGUUAUGACUCUCACUGCUGCUGUUCCUUCUUGUAGACGGUAA
Messenger RNA from Closterium sp. Yama58-4, 993 nucleotides. Lineage: Eukaryota; Viridiplantae; Streptophyta; Zygnematophyceae; Desmidiales; Closteriaceae. The record is from the annotation of a GenBank genome assembly.